Molecule: messenger RNA, 3044 nt
Organism: Esox lucius (northern pike)
Lineage: Eukaryota; Metazoa; Chordata; Actinopteri; Esociformes; Esocidae
Gene: msna
Product: moesin a
Exons: 13
Coding region: 243-1982 (579 amino acids)
Biological process (GO): regulation of organelle assembly; positive regulation of early endosome to late endosome transport; positive regulation of protein localization to early endosome
Cellular component (GO): plasma membrane; filopodium; adherens junction
Molecular function (GO): actin binding; cell adhesion molecule binding
Source: RefSeq, a predicted model, not a curated record
UGUGGUUUUUUAGUCAUUGCCGUUAGCAGGAAAUCAAGCACUGGACCACCACUCUGAGGCGAAACAAAGACAUUUAUAAAACACGAAUAGCAUAGCCUCCUUUAGGUUGGGGGAAAAGUUUAAAUCAAAGUUGAUCAAAACAGAGCGUGAUUUGGACGAUUUCUCAUAUUGGGCACCUUAUCUAAUGGACAAAAGUUUUUGUUGACUACAAUUCCUGACAGUGACUAGUAAGAAUCGCAAAAAUGCCGAAGACGAUUAGUGUGCGUGUUACCACAAUGGACGCUGAGUUGGAGUUUGCCAUCCAGCCCAACACAACGGGAAAGCAACUAUUUGACCAGGUUGUGAAGACAAUCGGACUGCGGGAGGUGUGGUUCUUUGGACUACAAUACCAGGAUACAAAGGGUUUCUCAACAUGGCUCAAACUCAAUAAGAAGGUGACUGCCCAGGAUGUGAGAAAGGAAAGUCCGCUACUGUUCAAGUUCCGUGCCAAGUUCUUUCCUGAGGAUGUGUCAGAAGAGCUUAUCCAAGAGGCCACCCAGAGGCUGUUCUUCCUGCAGGUGAAGGAGGGAAUCCUGAAUGAUGACAUCUACUGCCCCCCUGAGACAGCUGUGCUGCUUGCCUCGUAUGCCGUGCAGGCCAAGUACGGAGACUACAACAAGGAGCUUCACUCGCCAGGAUACCUGUCCAGUGACAAACUGCUCCCUCAGAGAGUUCUGGACCAGCACAAGCUCAAUAAGGAGCAAUGGGAGGAGAGGAUCCAGGUGUGGCAUGAGGAACACAAGGGCAUGCUCAGAGAGGACUCAAUGAUGGAGUACCUGAAGAUUGCUCAGGACCUGGAGAUGUAUGGUGUGAACUACUUCAGCAUUAAGAACAAAAAAGGAUCAGAGCUGUGGUUAGGGGUUGAUGCCCUUGGACUCAACAUCUACGAACAGAAUGAUAAGAUGACACCUAAAAUUGGAUUCCCAUGGAGUGAAAUCAGAAAUAUUUCCUUCAAUGACAAGAAGUUUGUCAUCAAACCCAUUGACAAGAAAGCACCAGACUUUGUAUUCUAUGCACCACGACUGCGUAUCAACAAGCGUAUCCUGGCACUUUGUAUGGGCAACCAUGAGCUGUAUAUGCGUCGCCGCAAACCGGACACAAUUGAGGUACAGCAGAUGAAGGCUCAGGCCAGAGAGGAAAAGAACCACAAGAAAAUGGAAAGAGCACUGUUGGAGAAUGAAAAGAAGAAGAGAGAACUGGCUGAAAAAGAAAAGGAAAAAAUUGAAAAGGAAAAGGAGGAUCUUAUGGAGAGACUGCGACAGAUUGAAGAACAGACAAAAAAAGCUCAGCAAGAGUUGGAAGAGCAGACACGGAGAGCCCUGGAGUUGGAACAGGAGAGAAAGCGUGCUCAGGAGGAGGCAGAGCGCCUGGAGAAAGAGCGCAGAAUGGCUGAAGAAGCCAAGACUGCCCUGCUUCAGCAGUCUGAGAACCAGAUGAAGAACCAGGAACACUUGGCCACUGAACUGGCUGAACUGACUUCAAAGAUAUCCCUUCUGGAGGAUGCCAAGCAGAGGAAGGAGGAUGAGGCAAUGCAAUGGCAACAGAAGGCCUGCAUGGUUCAGGAAGACCUGGAGAAGACCAAAGAAGAGCUGAAGAGCAAAGUCAUGGCAUCCCAUGUUCAGGAGCCUGUGCAAGCUGAGAAUGAGCAUGAUGAGAACGAUGAGAGCAGUGAUCAGGCCAGUGCCGAAUUCACGGGCGGCAUCUCUUAUAAAGACCGCAGCGAGGAGGAGCGCAUGACCGAAGCCGAGAAGAAUGAACGUGUGCAGCAGCACCUGCUGGCUUUGAGCUCGGAGUUGGCUAAUGCUCGGGAUGAGACCAAGAAAACUGCAAAUGACAUCAUCCAUGCGGAGAACGUGAGAGCCGGACGGGAUAAGUACAAGACCCUCCGGCAGAUUCGGUCGGGAAAUACCAAACAGCGCAUAGACGAGUUUGAGUGUAUGUGAUGUGUCUUUUUUACAACUGCUAUAGUCCCCACAGCAGUGCCAUAUUUGGUCCAUUCAUUCUAGACUUCUGACCUGCCUUACAAAAGCUACAGGGCAUUCUACCCAAACAAGGCCAGUAUAAAUAUCAAAGAACAAAGUACAGCACAAUGUAUGUGAAUAAGGGUACAGAAAUCACAUUACAAGUUAUAUAAUUCACAAUUUUUAAAUGAAUUGAAGCAUCAGUUAAUAAGGGAGAUUUUUUUUAUUGAAUAACGGUUUAAAGUGAAAAAGAUUGGAUAACUUGUCCUGCCUUUGAAAUUGAUUAAUAGAUUGAGUGUGAUUUAUUGAUUAUCACUCAUCACUUGCACUGUUUUAGACUGAAAAUUAAUAAACAACUAAAUGCAGGACAGCAGGAUUAUGAAGUACAAUAUUGUUGAUCACAUACUGUUUUUGAGCAGAUUGGUUUGAGUUGGACAAUUGACUGUAAGCAUUAUCCACAACUGAAUAGAGAACACCAAGCUGUAUUUAGAUUUGUUUAAUUUUCUAAUUGUAAGCAUUUAAAGAGAUGUUUGCUCAUAUUAAGAAAAGGAAAUAUUUGUAUGGAGAUCCUUAGCAGUAUUACUUUAACAUAAGACCAUAUGAAACAAGUGCUGGAGUGCCAAAUUUUCCUUAUUCAGAGACACACAGAGUUUUUCUGAAUGACUCUUUAUAGACCACGUGUAUCUGCUAUUACAUAUAGCCGUGCACACUAGUAGCUACCACAACUUGGGUUUUCUUUUGUAUAUUAAUCUUUUGCUAAAUCUUGUAUUGUAUGGCAGUUGAAGCAAUAUAAUUCCAUGGGCUGCUUUGAAGGAUUUAUUUUAUCAUUUGGAUAAUUGAAUAAAACAAGUUUCUAUGUGUAAAAUGGAGGAGUUAUUACUGGUAUUAAGAGUCCCUUAAGUGUCCUUUGGUCAAUUAAAUUAUAUGAAUGACUGGAAUCCUCCAGCCAAAAUAAAAACAAGGAUGAAUAUUGUAUGUAUUUCUGCAGACCUUUGCUGCUUGAGAAGUCCAUUUUCAUUGUCAUUAAAUGUGGAAACUACACAA